AGCGGCGCAGUAUGCCUGCACCCUAAUCGGAUACACCUUGCAGAGGAACGGAGCCAGCGCAGAACUCCUCUCCGGCCUCAAGCAGUUGGAAGGUCACCUGAGUUUGGGGCGCAAGUUGUUCCGUUUGGGGAACUCGGUGGAGGCCCUGGAAGCGGCGAAACGCGCCAUCCAUCUGUCCGACCUGGUCCUGCGCUUCUGCAUUACGGUCAGUCACCUCAACCGCGCCAUGUACUUUGCCUGCGACAACAUCCUGUGGGCCGGGAAAUGCGGCCUCUCCCCGAAGGUCGACCAGAACAAGUGGAGCGAACGCUCAUUCAGGUACUACCUCUUCUCGCUGCUCAUGAACCUGAGCCGGGACCUGUAUGAGCUCAAACUACUGAUGGAGGCAGAAACCCGCGGCAAGAACCCGUCUGCCAAGCUCAGCGAGGAGAAUGGGGGGGUGUCUCGUGGCCCCUCCUCCCCCCGCCACCCCGUGGCCCCCCAAAUCCGCCUGCUUAUCCGCAUCUUCCGGAACAACCCGCCUCUCCUUCUGGACCUGCUCAAGAACACCUGCGACCUCUUCAUCCCUCUGGACAAGCUGGGACUGUACAAGACCAACCCGGGCUUUGUGGGCUUCUGCGGCCUGACCUCCUCCAUACUGUCCAUUCUCACCCUCGUCCACCCUUGGCUGAAGCUGAAGCCCUAAGCUCCGCCUCCUACCCUUACCCGCUCUGCCAGCCGCCAUUUUAACCCAAAUGGUUCUCUCCAAUGAAGGCAAAACCUGAAUAGAAUUGGUGUGACUUUUUAUGUUAAGGACUUUCAAAGUUGACCUAGAACCUAGCUGAUCUAGAACAUCAGUAGACCUUUAGCCUGUGGCUGUCCAGCAGUUACUAAACUAGAACAGAGACCAGAGCCCAAAGGGCUGAGGAUCAGUGUCAGGGUCGCGCUAUGUGCAUGGAUUUUAUUUUAAAGGGGAACUUAAGCCACAGCAGAGCCUUUUCCUAUAUGAAACCUAGUGAAGCCAUUUGGGAUCUGGGCUGUAGUCGCAUGUGAUGAUUGGACGGCCGGCUAUAUGUAUGCAAUGCCCUGUACUUGUGCCUGCAAGCAAUUGGCUGUCGUGUUGGGAGUUGUAGUUCCGCCACAGCCAAAGGACUGGGGAUCAUUCAGUAUUUGUAAGUCAUCCCUUAUCAUUGAAGCCUAAGGAGGGAUUCUGGGAUGUGUAGUUCUCUAAUACCUGUAGGGCCUGAAAUGCUUGUGUUUGGCAUUAAUUACCCCCCCCCCCCCCCACUCUGACUGCACUGUAUCUUUAUAAUUGUACCCCCCAGGGCCUCCUUAAUGCCACUUGCACCCCCCGAAGGUACAACUGCCCUAGCCACUCCCCUAGCCACUCCCCCAAUAACAAUACUGUAGCUCCGGCCUAACAUCGCCACCAUGAGCCUUUGCUAAUUUAAAGGCCAAGUUGCCCCAAAUGAAUAGUAAUGGUGCUGUGUAUCCGCCCAUUAAUACUGGGCUUCUCAUUGGCCGGUUGGUGGGCGUGGGUAUUGGAACAGCCAACAUGUGACCAUUGCUGUAUAUAAUGGAGCUGUGUCAUUCUGUAAAUACUCUUUAUUUGUUACUAUUUUGGAAAUUAAACUAAUAAUUCCUUUA
Molecule: messenger RNA, 1626 nt
Organism: Xenopus tropicalis (tropical clawed frog)
Lineage: Eukaryota; Metazoa; Chordata; Amphibia; Anura; Pipidae
Gene: pex11b
Product: peroxisomal biogenesis factor 11 beta
Biological process (GO): peroxisome fission
Cellular component (GO): peroxisomal membrane
Source: RefSeq, a predicted model, not a curated record